Molecule: messenger RNA, 581 nt
Organism: Gastrolobium bilobum
Lineage: Eukaryota; Viridiplantae; Streptophyta; Magnoliopsida; Fabales; Fabaceae
Product: protein MHF2 homolog
Exons: 6
Coding region: 118-429 (103 amino acids)
Biological process (GO): kinetochore assembly; resolution of meiotic recombination intermediates; replication fork processing
Cellular component (GO): FANCM-MHF complex; Fanconi anaemia nuclear complex
Source: RefSeq, a predicted model, not a curated record
ACUCUUCUUCACUACUAUUUUAUUUCCCUCCAAACGAACGCGAUUGUGGUGUGUGUCUGGGUGGUGGCGGUGAUCGGCGAAGCGCGUAUUGCUGUAAUAAUCAGUAAUCACCUUGCAAUGGAGGAAGCCACCUUUGAGUUUGAUCUGAUUCAUUGCAUUUUGAAGCGCGUUUGGUCAUUGCGAGCCCUUGAGCGUGAAAAUGUUGAACCCAGUGAUGCUUUGGACUCCGAGGUUGGAGUUGGAACAUCCAAGAAGAAUCGGCCAACUUCUGCUAAUGCCAAUGCUCUGAAGCUUACUUGUGAACUUCUCCGGGUUUUUGUCUCAGAGGCUGUUCAGCGUGCUGCUGCUAUUGCAGAGGCAGAGGGUGUUAGUCAAAUAGAAGCUACUCAUUUGGAGUGUAUUCUUCCUCAGUUACUUUUAGAUUUCUGAAGUUUUGGAAAUACUUAUAUGUAACUUCUACUUCCCCCUGUUUUCAAUCUAGUAGAAAGCUCAUUAAGAUUUGUUGGUCAUAAAUAAGCUAUAUCAGAUACAAUUAAUUAUUCUACAUGGAAAUUGAAAGAGAAAAAGGCUAGGUGAGAACU